GUGUAGUUUUGGUUUGGUGUAAACUGAAUUUUCAAAGAACAUGAUGAUCAUGUAAAAGGUGUCCGUGUCGUGGAGGAUGUGGGGCCGUGCGCAGCUGUUCGUUCUGUUGUUGGCCUCUUUGACAGCGGCAGCUUCGCAGGACGAAGACAGCCAGCUAAAGGUCGGCAGGUCCAUCGACAUCUUCACCAGAUACGGGUAUCUCAGCCUUUCGAUGAAGGUGGUGGCCAAAAACGAAUCGGACUGGAUCUUCCGCGAACCGACCAUCGACAUCUUCAACGACCUGGACCGAUUCGCCACGCAUCCCGAUCGCGUCCCCAAGAAGCAGAAGCGCGUCUUCGAGGGCGACUUCCACAUGGAGUUCUGCGACAACUCCCGCCAACUCGUCCAGGCCUACUUCCGAGACUUCUUCUUCGAGAGGCUCGACCAGCCGUGGAAGGCAUUCACGUCCUCGUGGGCCCCGGAGACGUUGGCCCGGAACUUGGGCAUCAACUCGUCGUUCGUCCUGCGGGACCACUGCUACGUCCUGGUGCGGUUGUCCAGGUUCCGGGAUAUCGUCAAGCUGGACAGGAUUCCCAACAACAUAAAUCUGGCAGACGUGGUGGCGAAGGAGAUAGACAAGAUCCAGAUCGGAGACGUGGCCGGUGUUUUGUUGUUCAUUAGGAAGUACGGAUCUCAUUACAUUCAUUCCUACGUUACGGGAAACUCGUUGUAUCAGGUGUUCGUUUUCAAUAAAACCAACUAUCAACAUAUCAAAGACAGACUGAAAAAGCAAGGCAUUGCCCACAUAAGUAACUUGGAGCUGUCGCAGUACUUCAGCCCUUGGUACGCGGAACACAUGGGUUCCAUCAAGGUGGCUAGUGGCAACAGAUCGGUAGCAAACUGGACCUCCUAUAAACUGAGGAAUAACUAUUACAUUUUCACGUAUCCGUCAUUACUCAAAAUCCAUGGUGAUCCGAAAUUGUUAAGUAGACUCAACAACAUGCUGGGGAACGAGGCGAUUUUAGAAAUGAACAUGAAAACCUUGGCACCUGCUUUCAAGGAUCCAUUGAAGAGGAUGUGGUUUGAAGAGGUCUUGGACAAUUUUUUGAAAUUGUGGGAAAGUAAUUUAUGAUUUUAGGGUCUAAGUAACGAAAUGUGUUGAUACCGGUUAUGAAAAUAAUAAUUCACAGUCAAUCCAUAAUGAGAUAUUGUGAAGAGGAUAUAAUUAUUAUGAGGGUAUGUCUGAAAACAAGGCUAAAUAACCGAACCUAUAAGUUCAUUCCUUUGAAUGCCAUUCAAUGUCGAACUGAUUAUUGAAAUUAUAAAAUACCAAAGGAUCGGCAUAACACACCUGAAUACUGAAGUAAUGCUUCAAAACACUGAAAUUGAGAUAUGUAUAAGAUAAUUGUACCUACCUACCAUUACCUACCUACAAGAAUAUUUUCAGGAUUUCAGUUUCUGCUUGAUUUAUAAUUUGAUACCUAUAUAUAAUAUAGGUACUCAUCAAUGGCAUAUUGUCGAACGAUUUCUGAGAUGAAAACAUAGGAAGAAUAGAUACUUUUGAUGUGCCAUGACAGCUUGAACUUUCAUACUCGUUGUCACUUGACAGGAACUAAAGACUCA
Molecule: messenger RNA, 1602 nt
Organism: Phaedon cochleariae (mustard beetle)
Lineage: Eukaryota; Metazoa; Arthropoda; Insecta; Coleoptera; Chrysomelidae
Source: the annotation of a GenBank genome assembly